GGACCGAGCGGAGCCGAGCGUUUCCGAGUACGGCCGAGCCGAGCCGAGCGGCCGGGAGUCGGUUGGUGCAGCUGCGUCCCCGCCGCUCAGCAGUCUGCGGCUCCGCCGUCGCCGCCGCCUCAGCGGGGCCUGCACCGGCCGACCGGCCGGCCGCCAGGAGAGAGGCCCGGAGCGCGGUGAGAGCCGCCCGGCCGCGGGCGCCGCCGCCGCCGCCGCCGCUGCCAGGACUGAAUUGCAACUGCAGAAGCAACAACAAGUGAACCUUUAAAGAUGCACACGGGACUGUAUAAAGUGAAGAGAGAUACUGGAGAAACCAAUGAAAUAAGAAAAAAGUAUAUUUCCCAGGUUUAAUAGGGAAAACUUGCUUUCUGCAAACUGAAAAAGCUGCCUUUGGAAACUCUCUGGCCCUCAUGCAGCAGCUGGAACUUGUACUGUGAGGCCUUUGACAGGACAAGCUGUCCCCAAGCCAUCACCCGGAGCAGUUGUCGCCAUGGCCAGCAAGCGGAAAUCCACCACCCCAUGCAUGAUUCCCGUGAAGACCGUGGUGCUGCAGGAAGCCGGUGCAGAGGCCCAGCCCGCCGAGGCUCUGCCCGAAGGACCCCCGCCGGACCUGCCCCCAGAAGCGCCUGCCACCAGCAGCGAGGUCGCCCAGGCCUCCAGCAAUACCGACAGCGCUGCGCUGGCCAACGGGCAUCAGAGCACUUUGGAUGGCUAUUUGUAUUCUUGUAAAUACUGUGAUUUCAGAUCCCAGGACAUAACCCAGUUUGUGGGGCACAUGAACUCCGCGCACACAGACUUUAAUGAAGACCCGACCUUCGUAUGCACUGAGUGCAGUUUUCUGGCAAACACUCCCGAGGGGCUUUCUCUGCACAACGCCAAGUGCCACCCGGGGGCAGCCAGCUUCCUGUGGAACGUGGCCACGCCAGACAAUCACGUGGUCGUGGAGCAGAGCAUCCCUGAGAGCACCAGCGCUCCUGACCCGCUGGGCGAGCCCAGCACUGACGGGACCGAUGAACAAGCCGAGAUCAUCAUCACCAAAACUCCAAUCAUGAAGAUAAUGAAAGGCAAAGCUGAAGCCAAAAAAAUUCAUACGCUCAAGGAAAACGUCCCCAGUCAACCUGCUGGUGAGACCUUACCAAACCCACCAGCUAGGGAAACAGAAGCGAAAGAAGGGGACCACUCCUUUGUCAAUGGGGCAGUUCCAGUCAGCCAGGCACCCAUCAACUCUGCCAAACCUCCCCAUACGACCAAUGGGCCCCUGCUGGGGACAGUGCCAGUUCUGCCAGCUGGUAUAGCACAGUUCCUCUCUCUCCAGCAGCAGCCCCCGGCACAUGCCCAGCACCACACCCACCAGCCACUGCCCACCUCCAAAUCCCUUCCCAAAGUGAUGAUCCCCUUGAGCAGCAUUCCAACAUACAAUGCGGCCAUGGACUCCAACAGCUUCUUGAAGAACUCUUUCCACAAGUUUCCCUACCCAACCAAAGCUGAGCUCUGCUAUUUGACUGUGGUUACCAAGUAUCCGGAAGAACAGCUCAAGAUCUGGUUCACAGCCCAGCGGCUGAAACAAGGGAUCAGUUGGUCCCCUGAAGAGAUCGAGGAUGCCCGGAAAAAGAUGUUCAAUACAGUCAUUCAGUCUGUCCCUCAGCCCACAAUCACCGUUCUGAAUACUCCUCUGGUUGCCAAUGCUGGCAACGUCCAGCAUCUCAUCCAGGCUGCCCUCCCAGGUCAUGUUGUGGGACAGCCAGAGGGAGCAGCAGGGGGACUUCUGGUCACUCAGCCACUGAUGGCCAAUGGGUUGCAGGCACCAAGCUCGUCUCUCCCUCUAGCAGUAACAUCCAUCCCCAAGCAGCCACCUGUUGCGCCCAUUAACACUGUGUGCUCAAACACGACAUCAGCAGUGAAGGUGGUCAAUGCAGCUCAGUCAUUGCUCACAGCGUGCCCGAGCAUCACUUCCCAAGCCUUCCUUGAUGCCAGCAUCUACAAAAAUAAGAAAUCUCAUGAACAGCUGUCAGCUCUGAAAGGCAGCUUCUGUCGGAACCAGUUCCCGGGACAGAGCGAAGUUGAGCAUCUGACCAAAGUGACCGGCCUGAGUACCAGGGAGGUGAGGAAAUGGUUCAGUGACCGGAGGUACCACUGCCGGAACCUGAAGGGCUCCCGGGUCAUGAUGCCCGGGGAUCCCAGCUCCAUCAUCAUUGACUCUGUGCCAGAGGUGCCCUUCUCCCCAGUGUCCAAGGCCCCUGAAGUGACCUGCAUCCCGACGGCAGCCACCCUGGCCACCCACCCUUCUGCCAAACGACAGUCCUGGCACCAGACCCCUGACUUCACACCAACCAAAUACAAGGAGCGAGCCCCCGAGCAACUCCGAGCCCUGGAGAGCAGUUUUGCACAAAACCCCCUUCCUCUCGACGAGGAAUUGGACCGCCUGAGGACUGAAACCAAAAUGACCCGGAGAGAGAUCGACAGCUGGUUUUCUGAGAGACGGAAAAAGGUGAACACCGAGGAGACCACCAAGGCUGAUGGGAGUGCCUGUCAGGAGGAGGAGGAGGCCGCCGAGGAUGAGGGGGGAGCAGAGGAGGCGGCCGGUGACCUGAGGGUCCCUGGGGAGAAUGGCUCCCCAGAAGUGCCCAGCAGCCACUCCUUGGCUGAACGCAAAGUCAGCCCCAUCAAGAUCAACCUGAAGAACCUGCGGGUCACUGAAGCCAAUGGCAAAGGCGAGCUACCCGGGCUGGGCGCCUGUGACCCUGAAGACGACGGGUCAAACAAACCGGCCCUGCAGCCGCCCGGCAAGGUGAGCUGCAAAAAGACGGCACAGCAGCGGCACCUGCUGCGCCAGCUCUUUGUGCAGACGCAGUGGCCGAGCACUCAGGACUACGACUCCAUCAUGGCCCAGACAGGCCUGCCACGGCCAGAGGUGGUGCGCUGGUUCGGAGACAGCAGGUAUGCCCUGAAGAAUGGCCAGCUCAAGUGGUACGAAGACUACAAGCGGGGCAACUUCCCACCAGGGCUAUUGGUCAUCGCCCCCGGCAACCGGGAGCUGCUGCAAGACUAUUACGUGACACACAAGACGCUGUAUGAAGAGGACCUGCAGAGCCUCUGCGAUAAGACCCAGAUGAGCUCCCAGCAGGUCAAGCAGUGGUUUGCUGAGAAAAUGGGUGAGGAGACCCGGGCCGUGGCAGACACAGGCAGUGAGGACCAGGGCCCUGGCGACCCUGCAGCAGUGCACAAAGGGCUGGGCGAUACCUAUUCAGAGGUGUCCGAAAACAGUGAGUCGUGGGAGCCCAGUGCCCCUGAGGCCAGCUCAGAGCCCUGUGACAUACCAAGUCCCCAGGCUGGUCGUCAGCUGGAAACGGACUGAAUUGAACCGAUUACUGUGAAGGACUGGCCAGUCGGGGAUGCCGCCUGCCACGUGGAAGGGCCCCACCCAACUCUCUGCUGCCACAUCCAUUCCCAUACCUGGCCCUGGGCGCACAGAGCUUCUGGAACCUCACAGACAGCCCAGAUCCCUCCUGUCACCUCCGGCCAGCCAUCACCAAGCAAGAGGGAGAGCAGAGUUCCCGUCAGUUCUUCCACAAUGUAGGACCUGUCCUUUGCCUUUCAGUGGAUAAAGUAGUUCAGAUUUCAUAGUCUUA
Molecule: messenger RNA, 3629 nt
Organism: Eptesicus fuscus (big brown bat)
Lineage: Eukaryota; Metazoa; Chordata; Mammalia; Chiroptera; Vespertilionidae
Gene: ZHX3
Product: zinc fingers and homeoboxes 3
Exons: 4
Coding region: 491-3355 (954 amino acids)
Biological process (GO): regulation of transcription by RNA polymerase II
Cellular component (GO): nucleus
Molecular function (GO): DNA-binding transcription factor activity, RNA polymerase II-specific; DNA binding
Source: RefSeq, a predicted model, not a curated record